Messenger RNA from Pseudopipra pipra, 1786 nucleotides. It is a transcript of the gene SF3B6, whose product is annotated as splicing factor 3b subunit 6. Lineage: Eukaryota; Metazoa; Chordata; Aves; Passeriformes; Pipridae. The record is from RefSeq and is a predicted model, not a curated record. Gene Ontology annotation, cellular component: cytoplasm; nucleus. The transcript has 4 exons. Bases 223 to 600 code for a protein of 125 amino acids. Gene Ontology annotation, molecular function: mRNA binding.
CCGUGAGGGGAGCGCGGUGCACGCCGGGAUAGAUCCGGUCCGUGAGGGGAGCGCGGUGCGCCCCGGGACACAUCCGGUCCGUGAGGGGAGCGCGGUGCACGCCGGGAUAGAUCCGGGUCUCCCGCCCAGCGUUCACGAUCCCGGCUGGUGUUCCUGUUCCCGGGCUCCUUCCCCGCCGCUGUUCCUGCCCCAGGCCAAGGCCCCCGCUUUCAGCCCGCAGCCAUGGCGAUGCAAGCGGCCAAACGAGCCAACAUCCGGCUCCCCCCGGAGGUGAACCGGAUCCUGUACAUCAGGAACCUGCCGUACAAGAUCACGGCCGAGGAGAUGUACGACAUCUUCGGGAAGUACGGCCCCAUCCGGCAGAUCAGAGUUGGGAACACCCCUGAGACCAGAGGAACAGCCUAUGUGGUGUACGAGGACAUCUUCGAUGCCAAGAACGCCUGUGAUCACCUGUCAGGGUUCAACGUGUGCAACAGAUACCUCGUGGUUCUCUACUACAACGCAAACAGGGCAUUCCAAAAGAUGGACACAAAGAAGAAAGAGGAACAGCUUAAGCUUCUCAAGGAAAAAUACGGAAUUAACACAGACCCACCGAAAUAAACUGAUCUUUUUUGGAAAACUGUUUUCAAGCCCUGCCAUCAAGUUCUUAACCUAAACACAGGAAUUCUCAACAAAGUGUAACUUUUUCUCUUACAAGUUUGAUAAGCUGCAAUAUGAAUCUUUAGAUCUUCACAUUAGAAUUAAAUAAAUGUAAAACAUGGGAAGAUCUGCUUUAAGAUUAAAUCCCCCAAGUGGACAUGGGCUCUCCAAGCUGUGAGGGUGACCUGGCAAAGGCUGCAUUGACCUGUUCCUAGCAGGAGCUUUAAGAAGGGACCGAGCAGGUUCUGUUUUUGACUGAACAAAGCAAGCCUAUGUUUAUAGCAAAGUUUCUUUCACAAACUGUAGAAGAUAAAUGGCCUUUUAAAAGCAUCCAGCUGAUAAGCUGACUCCAGUCAAAUCUUGUUCUAGCAGUGGUGCCAACACUGACCAGGUGCAGUGAAACAGCCCUGCUCUCACAGUGCUGUGCUGCUGGGCUGAGCUAAGGCUGUACAAGGUCUUUGAUGUGUAUACCAGGUUUGUACUGAGGACUCUGUGAAUUAGAGAACACUCGACCAAAAUGAGACAGUAGAUGAAGGUUUUGAUUUUGGUACCCGUACUGUGAUUGUUUUCUGUCUGAUGUGUUUGAACUGUAACACAUUUUCUGUACAUAAAUUUUUAGGUGUAGCACCUGGUGGAGGCAAAACCAAAUUUACAUUUUUUGUAGAUUUUUUUUCUUCAGCACUCAUGUCCUGUGUAUAAAAAUGAGUGUGAUACAGAGUGUGCAUAACCAGUGUCUUUUGGAAGUGGGAAAGAACAACCUCCACCUCUGUUCUGAGCCAGCUGGAAGUUGUGUGAACACUGGCAGUAUCCUGCCUUGGAAUGAUUUACUUGGGUGGAUGUGAGGUUUUACUCCCUGACCAGACAACUUCCAGCCAGUGCAGAACGUGGGCAGAUGCAAACAUAGCCUGAGGAUUUGUAAUUUAAUUUUGUUUUUUUUCAGUUCAUUGUACUGUCAUAAAGAAAUGUUCCAAUUUUCUGAUCCUUUGAUUUUUGUUGGAAUCUGUCACUUAAGGAACCAUGCUGUUCAUUUGGUAAAAAAAAAUAAAGUCUACAUGUUUUGCUUUUUUUUUUCAUCAAGGCUUGCUGUUUGCUGUGCUAGUUCUGUGUAAAAAAAAUAAAAUGUCUACAUAUUUUGCUUUUUUUUUUU